AUGGAGAUCAUUACAGAUUUAAAUGACUGUGCUGGCGAUGAGUUAAUAAGAAAAUACAAAGAAAGUCUUCAAAGCAAAAUCGUAGAGCUGCAAAAUGCUGUGGACAACAAUGACAAAAAAGUCGUAGAGAUAACUGAGAAGUACAUGAACGAGAUAAACCUGAGAAAAAAUGCCGAGGCAACGGCGGAGGAUACCAAUUCCAAGAUGGAGGAGUUACAGAAUGCUCUGAAUUCCUUUCAACAGAGAACAAGUGCGUUAGAAAAGGAAAUGGAAGCUUACAAAUUAGCAUUGCAGGAAAGAGAUUUGCAGUCUUCCAACGGUUCCCUUGGUGAGGAAUUUAGUGUGGAAGGCGAUGAAGCGCAGCAGGAACAGGUAUUGCAGUUUUCACAAAGCUCUCUUAAUGAAGAAAUCUUUGAAGAAAUGGUUGAUGCUGAGCAUGAAGAAGCGUCGCGACAAGAUGAACUCCGUGAAAAAUUCAUUGAACAAAUGAAUAGAGCAGUGCACGAACAAGCCCUAGAGCUAUCCAAGUGUUCAUUAAGUGAUGCCCUCCUCAAUCAACUGGAAGAUCCAAAGAACAUUAGGGAAUGCGAAAUCUCCUUGUCUUUGGCGGUUCUCUCUGAAAAACUCACACAAGAGCGGCAAAACUCCUUCAUCCUUGAGGACAAAGUAGCCGAGCUCGAAAAAAGUUUUCACGAACUGUGUGAAUUGAAAGAAAGCAUAGUAGAAGAAGCCGAAAAUCACGAAGAAUGGCUAAAAGCAAUGCUCACUAAAGAGAGAGAGCAAAAUGAGAAGCUCAGUAACGAGAGUGAUAGAAGGAUAGAUGAGCUGCAGGAAAAGCUAAAAGACGCCCUCGAAAUAAACUCACAGUUGAUGAAAUGGAAAGAUGGAGUUUGUUAUUCUUCUAGCUUCCACGAAGAGACAGAACAGAGAUACAAGGAGAUUAUUGCGCAAUAUGAAAUUGAGCUUGAAGAAGCAAAAAGAGGGUUAUCUGAUAUUCGUAAUGAGUUGCUUGCUCUGCGCAGUGAACAAAAGCGCAGACUGGAGGAAGAACGAGAGAACGAAAUCUUUACUUCUACGCCUCAGAAACACAAACCACCACCAUUAGGAUGUGAAGUUUCUUUAAACGAAGAAAUUCGUCACGAAGAAGAAGAAGAAGAAGAAGAAGAAGAAGAAGAAGAAGAGAACGAAAUCUUUACUUCUACGUCUCAGAAACACAAACCACCACCAUUAGGAUGUGAACUUUCUUUAAGCGAAGAAAUUCUUAUGAAGCUUAAGUAUGGAAAUCAAAAAUAUCGAGUCAAGCUAGCGAAGUUGAUAUGGAAUGGAAUGGAGAAUCUGUUAAAUUUGUGA
This is a messenger RNA of Actinia tenebrosa (Australian red waratah sea anemone), 1350 nucleotides long. RefSeq names its product arginine and glutamate-rich protein 1-like. Lineage: Eukaryota; Metazoa; Cnidaria; Anthozoa; Actiniaria; Actiniidae. The record is from RefSeq and is a predicted model, not a curated record.